Molecule: messenger RNA, 1553 nt
Organism: Tympanuchus pallidicinctus (lesser prairie-chicken)
Lineage: Eukaryota; Metazoa; Chordata; Aves; Galliformes; Phasianidae
Gene: CACNG4
Product: calcium voltage-gated channel auxiliary subunit gamma 4
Exons: 4
Coding region: 81-1067 (328 amino acids)
Biological process (GO): postsynaptic neurotransmitter receptor diffusion trapping; positive regulation of synaptic transmission, glutamatergic; neurotransmitter receptor internalization
Cellular component (GO): AMPA glutamate receptor complex; postsynaptic density membrane; voltage-gated calcium channel complex
Molecular function (GO): channel regulator activity; voltage-gated calcium channel activity
Source: RefSeq, a predicted model, not a curated record
GUGACUCGGCUCUGCCUCCCGCGGGCGGCGGCGGCUGCCGGGCGGUGUCGUGCGGCCCCGUGCGGGGACUAUGAAGCACCAUGGUGUGGUGUGACCGUGGCGUCCAGAUGCUGCUGACCACGGUGGGAGCUUUCGCCGCUUUCAGCCUCAUGGCCAUCGCCAUCGGUACCGACUACUGGCUGUACUCCAGCGCGCACAUCUGCAACGGCACCAACAUCACGGCGGACGAAGCGCAGGGACCACCGAGGAAAGCGAGGGGCGACCUUACGCAUUCGGGGCUCUGGAGGAUCUGCUGCCUCGAAGGAAUCUACAAAGGACACUGCUUCCGAAUCAACCACUUCCCUGAAGACAAUGACUACGACCAUGACAGCUCGGAAUACCUUCUCCGCAUUGUCCGUGCCUCCAGUGUGUUCCCCAUCCUAAGCACAAUAUUGCUGCUGCUGGGAGGGCUCUGUGUUGGAGCAGGGAGGAUUUACAACAGCAAAAACAACAUUAUUCUCAGCGCUGGAAUUCUCUUUGUCGCAGCAGGACUAAGUAAUAUCAUAGGGAUCAUUGUCUACAUAUCAAGCAAUGCAGGUGACCCAAGUGAUAAGCGAGAUGAGGACAAAAAGAACCAUUACAACUACGGUUGGUCUUUCUAUUUUGGAGCCUUGUCUUUUAUCGUGGCCGAAACCAUAGGUGUUCUGGCUGUGAACAUUUAUAUCGAGAAGAACAAAGAGCUGAGGUUUAAGACCAAGAGGGAAUUCCUUAAGACUUCUUCCAGUUCUCCUUAUGCCAGGAUGCCAAGCUACAGGUACAGGAGGCGGAGGUCCAGGUCCAGUUCUCGAUCCACAGAGCCUUCUCCAUCUAGAGACAUUUCCCCGGUUGGCAUGAAGAUAGCAAGCACCAUUCCCAUGAACGAGAUUUCCAUGUACACUCUGUCCAGAGAGCCCUUGAAGGUCACAACGGCCGCCAGCUACAACGCAGACCAAGAAGCCAGUUUUCUGCAGGUCCACAACUUCCUUCAGAAGGAAUUUAAGGAAGGACUCCACGUCAACAUGGUCAACAGGAGAACAACACCAGUCUGAAGUUCCUUCCCUCCCUGUGGUUUUUGGAAAAAAUAUCAGAACAGACCUGUCAUGAAAGAGAAGGAGCGAUGUUAAAAUACCCUCUCACCUCUUUAACUGUGGCAUGUAUUGAGGCAGCAAGUGGGGAUCCUAUGGACCAACAUAAAGAUGUUACACGCUUGUAGCUUUUUCAAAGCUAUUUGGAGUUUGUUUCUUUCAGUUCUUGGUGUCACGAGAUGAAGGUAGUUCAUGUCCCUGCACUUUUGUAAUGUGUACAAAGUCUUGGAGAAGCUGCAAAGGACUUGCCACCAGUGUGUUUCAAGGGUCGCAGAAUUGUUGUACAACUGUUUUCUAAAUCGAGAUCCCUUACUACAAACUGGCAACUAUAAUUUACAACCAAGCCCAAGGAUAUGAACUUGUCCUCCAGUGAUCUGCUCCCCUUUGACACAGUGUGAGCUUUGCCUCUUCCAAAAAAGAAAAGAAAAAAAAGAAAUAUAUAGAAGAUAU